AUGGUGUGUACUCAAAAUGAUACUCCACCUAAUAUAUCUAUUCCAGUUGUGAUGAUACCAAAGUCAGCUGGGGAUAGUAUAAGUGUGAAUUUGUCAACUGGCAGUAAAGUGGAUCUCCUGUUAUAUUCACCCAUUCAACCCAUUUUGGACAUUGGAGCUGUGAUCUGUUUGGCACUAAUGGCUGUUGGAACUAUUGUUAGUGCCUCAGUUUGGGAUGAAUUUACCUCUCAGCCAAUUGAUGACAAUUAUGAUCAGUUGGAACGGAAGGGUCAAAGUAAUGCUGACAUGAACAAAGAAUCUAGUGAGAAGGAAACUAUAGAAAUAAGAGAAGUGGGAGCCUUGGGUUUUAUUGUAGUAGCAUCAGCAUUUCUGGUGUUACUCUUCUUCUUCAUGUCCACAGGGUUUGUGAUGCUGCUAACUGUAAUGUUUGCCAUUGCUGGUUCACAGGGACUGCAUGCCUGUCUUGUUUCACUAAUCUCAAGAAUUUUCAAAGGGUGCAAGCAGAUGAAAGUAAAUAUUCCCCUUUUGGGGGAUGUUACAAUUCUUGCUAUUGUGCUCCUGCCAUUGUGCAUAGCCUUCUCUAUUCUUUGGGCAGUAAAUCGACAUUCACCACAGGCAUGGGUUGGCCAAGAUAUUCUUGGAAUAUGCUUAAUGAUAACAGUGUUGCGUGUUCUCCAGUUACCAAAUAUCAAGGUGGCAUCAAUUCUUCUUUGUUGUGCAUUUUGUUAUGACAUAUUCUGGGUUUUCAUCUCACCUCUCAUAUUUCAUGAAAGUGUUAUGAUUGCCGAUUCAGGAUUCAUAGAUGGGGAGGUUAUUAGAGUAGGGGAUGAAUCUCAUAGAUUUCGCCAAUUAGAUAUGCCAUCAUUGUUUUUUGUUCUUUAA
Zingiber officinale is the source of this 882-nucleotide messenger RNA. Its product is annotated as signal peptide peptidase-like 2. Lineage: Eukaryota; Viridiplantae; Streptophyta; Magnoliopsida; Zingiberales; Zingiberaceae. Gene Ontology annotation, molecular function: aspartic endopeptidase activity, intramembrane cleaving. Gene Ontology annotation, cellular component: lumenal side of endoplasmic reticulum membrane; Golgi-associated vesicle membrane; cytoplasmic side of endoplasmic reticulum membrane. Bases 1 to 882 code for a protein of 293 amino acids. The record is from RefSeq and is a predicted model, not a curated record. The transcript has 8 exons. Gene Ontology annotation, biological process: membrane protein proteolysis.